AUGAACCACACAGCCGACUUUUCGGAGUCGCAAGCCCUCCAGGAUGAGAUCGCCGAGCUUGAACGGCGCUUGGAUGUUGCUAAACGCAAGUUGAAUGGCAAUCGCGUCAACCAAAGAGCUACUCCUAGUCCCUCCAAGAUCCUUCAAAGUGUUGGGCCGUUUUCUGCCUCAUCUCACCAUUUUCUGCUCCUGCUUUCGGAUUCUGCGCUCCCACUGGGCUCGUUCGCAUUCAGUAGUGGUCUCGAAUCUUAUCUCGCCCAUACCCGUCCGAGCUCCUCGUUCCCCGCCUUCCUUGGCUUCUCUCUCUCCUCAUAUGCGUCAACCACUUUGCCCUUCGUCCUUGCGGCUUACAGGAGCGUGCUCGUCUUGGUGGAACUCGAUGAUACUCUAGAUGCGGCAAUAAUGUGUACGGUGGGUCGUCGGGCCUCUGUCGCUCAAGGAAGAGCUCUACUUUCGAUUUGGGAUCGAUCAUUCAGCUCUGCAUUGCCAGUUGGGGUAGCAGUUGCAAGUGUACAGGCAUUGAAGGAAUUCACGAUUCUUUUGCGCGGGACAUCUUCAACUGCAAUUCUCAAUGACCUGCCAACGGCUUCCGCCCAUCUUGGUCCAUUGUUCGGAGCAAUUGCUUGCAUUCUGGGAAUGAGUUUGGAGCAGACAGCAUAUGUUUUCAUGUUGAGCCAUGUCAAGGCCCUGCUGUCGGCUGCUGUAAGAGCUAGUAUCUUUGGGCCAUACCAUGCCCAGAAGCUACUGGCAAGUAUAGAUGUACAGCACAUCAUACAACGAGUCAUCGAGCAAGAGUGGAACACAAGCAUCGAAGAUGCUGGCCAAAGCGUUCCCGUCAUGGACUUGUGGGUGGGAAGGCACGAAAUGCUGUACUCUAGAAUCUUCAACAGUUGA
Molecule: messenger RNA, 894 nt
Organism: Cadophora gregata
Lineage: Eukaryota; Fungi; Ascomycota; Leotiomycetes; Helotiales; Ploettnerulaceae
Exons: 2
Coding region: 1-894 (297 amino acids)
Molecular function (GO): nickel cation binding
Source: RefSeq, a predicted model, not a curated record